This is a messenger RNA of Vigna unguiculata (cowpea), 1768 nucleotides long. Its product is annotated as UPF0481 protein At3g47200-like. The record is from RefSeq and is a predicted model, not a curated record. Lineage: Eukaryota; Viridiplantae; Streptophyta; Magnoliopsida; Fabales; Fabaceae.
ACUACCUAAAAGCUAAGAAACAGAAAGAUUAACAUGAAUAAAUUGACAUGCCCUGUUCUAUAUUCUUAUCAGAGCUUAAAAGUGGCUUCUCAUUUUUCUAAAAUAUGGCAUGUGCAAAACUCAUAACGUUGGUUUAUUUCAGGUUCAACACAAGAAAAUUUCACGGAACUGCCAACAGAUCAAUGACCUCAAAUUGGAGAGGUGUUAUGGAGGAAGAGUUAGAAAGUGGAAAGCAAGAAGAAACUCAGCACCCAGUUUGCAUAUACAGGGUUCCACAUAACAUGCGGAGGGUCGAACCAAAAGCCUACAGACCCAACAACAUCUCCAUCGGUCCUUGUCACCAUGGAGCACCCCACUUGAGAAACAUGGAGGAUCUCAAGACAACAUUCUAUCGCCGCCUCUUCAACAAUCAUGCUAAUCAACCCAAACUAGACCAGGCUUUUAAGUUCCUAGAGGAACAACAAACCAACGUUCGAAGAUGUUACAACGAGGAGAUCAAAUUCAGCAGUGACGAGUUUCUACAAAUGAUGCUAGUUGACGGCUCUUUCAUCGUUCAGCUCUUGAGGGAUCUAUCAGCGUGUGAUUUCCAAAAUGUCGCUCCUUGUCUCAGCCCAUGGAUGUUGCCCAUCAUUCGUCGCGAGAUGAUAAUGCUUGAAAACCAGCUCCCCAUGUUUGUUUUGAGCGAGUUGUUCGAGUUAACUAGUGUUGUUUCUGCUUCUUCAAGACCAAAUCUCAAAGAUCUUGCUCUUCGAUUCUUUUAUCCUUUGCUGCAGGUGGAUUCGGAUUAUACACUGGAUACUAAGAAAGCUGGUGAGUUAAGAGGGCUUCACUUCCUCGAUCUUCUUAGGUCAGCCAUUAGGCCAGAUCUGGAGGGAGAAAAACCAAGAAACUUUCAACCUCACAUGAUUCGUUCUGUAACGGAGCUCAUAGAGGCUGGUGUGAAGAUCAAAGUAGAUGAGAGUAAGCAGUUGCUUAACAUAAGCUUUGGGAAAAAAUGGGGUUUUCUAACAAGACAACUCACUGUUCCUCCUUUGUACAUCAAUGACCACAGAGGCACUGUGUUUCGUAACAUAGUUGCUUUUGAGAACUGUCACAAGGAUUGCAACCCUGAUGUCACAACCUACUUGUUUUUCUUCAACGGACUCAUCAACUCUGCACGUGAUGUCUGUCUUCUUCAUUACAAAGGAGUGCUUCACCAUUCUCUUGGCAAUGAUAAGACUGUCUCUGAACUAAUCAACAACAUCACCAAAGAAAUUGUUCUUGACAAACAUAAGUCCUACUUGCACAAAGUGGUGAAUGACGCAAAUAAGUACUUUGCUUCCUUCUAUGCGAGAAAAAGAGCUUCUUUAGUGCAUCACUAUUUAACCAGCUGGGUGGUGGGGGUUUCAACAAUUGGUGCGGUGUUUGGUCUUUACUGCACUUUCAUUCAGACUGUGCGUUCAUUCGCAGAUUCAUUGGAAGCCUUUAAAAACAAAAGCUUUGGAUCUGUCAUUCUAGAUAUUUUUUGUGUGCCAUUUUGUGGUAUUCGUUGGCUUUGGAAUGAACGUAAAUCUAUUAGCCGUUGGGUUUGGAAAAAGGCAAAAGAGAUCCUCACUAGAUCCGAUUAGGUAUUCUGGAUCAUCACGAUACAACAACACUGUGCUCUUUGCUUUCCAUGUAUUAUAUGUGAGGGGCCACUCUCACAAGCUGUGAUUACUCAUAGUCCAUGUGCUGCCAAAUAAAACCCUUACCUUCUUGCGUGCUCUUUUGUUUUGUGCGUGCCUUCUGU